Molecule: messenger RNA, 555 nt
Organism: Colletotrichum costaricense
Lineage: Eukaryota; Fungi; Ascomycota; Sordariomycetes; Glomerellales; Glomerellaceae
Exons: 1
Coding region: 1-555 (184 amino acids)
Source: RefSeq, a predicted model, not a curated record
AUGGCAUCUUUUCACUUAUUCUCAGAGCUCCCAUUCGAACUACGCAUUCACAUAUGGCACCUUGCGAAAGAGCCGCGGACUUUGGUCGUCCGCACCUGUGAUGAACCCGCGAAAUAUCGCCGUCAACCGCUCGAGUCCACCUUGAUUUAUUGCCGUUCACCAAAUACUGUUCCCGCAAUUCUGCAGACUUGUCGAGAAGCGCGCAACAUCGGUCUGUAUGCCAAAGCAUUCUCUGGUGGUCUGAACCCGCGAUAUGUCUGGGCUGAUUUCGAUCUUGAUACGAUACAAGCCUCGUUUUGGGAUCUGAAACUGAUGGGAAGCGACAAGAGCCUGUUUCAGCACUUGGUUGUGGAAGUCAACGAUUUAGAGUCCUUUAGGCGUCACUACAGCGAUGCCCUUGCUGGCCUCGCAGAUCUCGACACAUUCCGAAUACUUUCGAAAAGGGGACUAGAAGACUGGAGUAUUGCGAUGGAUGAGGUUCCGGGAGCAGACACAACCUCGUCUAUACAACGGGCAUUGACAAUUCCUUCAACUGUGCUACAAGGCUACCUUUAG